Messenger RNA from Rhinocladiella mackenziei CBS 650.93, 2289 nucleotides. RefSeq lists its product as uncharacterized. Gene Ontology annotation, molecular function: protein binding; ADP binding. The transcript is spliced from 5 exons. The record is from RefSeq and is a predicted model, not a curated record. The coding region runs from base 1 to 2289 and encodes 762 amino acids. NCBI's taxonomy places the organism in Eukaryota, Fungi, Ascomycota, Eurotiomycetes, Chaetothyriales, Herpotrichiellaceae.
AUGGAGGUAGGGAGGAACACCCAGCGAGACCUCGGCAGACCUGCACAAGCCCAAAUUGAGCUUCUCGAGCAGAUGCCAGGGGUCGACCUCUCAGCCGCCGGCUUUCCUUGCCAUGAGAUUCCUGCAUCGGAUGAAAACUUCUUGGGGCGCUCAGAAGAUCUGGAGCGAAUCGAUGCGGCUUUGAACAGGAAGCAGGCUUCCAAGCUUUGUAUUGUUGUCAUCUCAGGGUUUGGCGGCGCAGGGAAAAGCGCCUUAGCUCUGAAGGCCGCCCACAAAUACAAAGAAGCAAGAAAAUAUGAUGCGAUAUUCUGGCUCAAUGCCGAGGAUCCUGACGUGCUGCGAGAAUCUUACAACAAGAUGGCCUGUCGUCUUCUACUUCAGGGAGCCAACGGGAAAUCGGACAAAGAUGUCAAUUACAUGUUGGUGAAGAACUGGUUAGACAAAACCAGCAGGAAGUGGCUCCUGAUCUAUGACAAUGUCGACGAUGAGAAGAUAUUGCGCAACUAUCUCCCUCCAGACGCGGGAACAAUGAUCAUCACCACUCGCUAUCAAUCAGUGUCAUUUGCAGUCAAUGAUCCAAACAUUACUCGGCUCCAACUUGAGAAAUUCAACCCGGAAGACAGCCUACGUUUAUUUAAUCAUUUGAGAGUAAUUCGAGACCCUACAGCGGAUAUCAACGGCGAGAUCGCGGAGACAAAAGAGCUUUUGGAAGAAGUUGACGGCCUGGCACUAGGGAUCAAACAGAUGGCAUGUUACAUUGCGAAGAAGCGUCUUACGAUUCCGCUGUUCCGAGAGAAAUACACCAAAAUGGCCAAGUCCAUUAUUAACAGCAAAGCAGAAGGGGUUCACCAUGCACUAGGCACCCUUUGGAGGGUUCAGUUCCUCGACAUUCAGGAUACAUCUGCCAGCAAAUUACUAGGGCUUCUCUCCCUCUGUGCUCCGAAUGAUAUACCGCGCGAGUUGUUCGAAGUUGGCGAAGCAUUGGAGACAGCCAACCUUGCAGCAUUUUGUGAUGACGAGGAGGUAGUUGAGAAUGCAAUUGAUGAGCUUGUGGACAAAGCCUUGAUUGAGAUGCAGAUGCCGCAGCCGCCACAACAAUUGGCAAUACAUCGUCUCACUCAGCAAGCUUUUCUAUACGACGAACACGGAUUGUCUGACCCUCCAAAUCUUCAGGCCACCUUUGAUGGACUGGUUAGCCUCCUCGACCGGAAGUUCCCUCGGUAUGGUCGAGAAAAGUCAUUGACGGACGUCUGGGAUAUAUGCGCGUCAUACCUGCCCCACGUCUCGGCUCUCGCUCGCACAUUUGACACCUUUCAAAAGUCCAAGACCCCAAUCAAAUCUAGUGAACUCUUCGCCGAAUUAUUGAAAAAUGCAACGUGGUACCUACAAGAGAUCGGAGAGAUCCAACGGUCACAGGACCUUCUCCGAAUUGCUUUCGACGCCUGUGAAGACAAGCGUUCUCUUAUAUAUGCAUACCUGUGCAAUACGAAGGUUGUACUUGCAAUGGAACUCAACGACAUGGCCGAGGGACAAAAGUAUUCAGCGGAAGCAAUUUCGAUUAGGGAGGAGAAAUUGGCGCCGGACGAUCUCGACCUGGCCAUCAGUUAUGGCAAUUCAGCCAACAUACUCCUGAAUGAGGGACGAUAUGAUGAAGCCCUGGCCAAUCACGCGCUCUCUGACAAGAUAUGGGCAGACAACAAUCUGAAGGACGAAGAGUACCAGGGUCUCGCUCAUCUGAACAUUGGGCGGGUAUACUCUAUGAAGGGUAAAGUCGAUGAUGCAGUGAGGUAUUUUGAAACCGCAGAGAGGGUCCUCAAUCGAUUCUCCAAUGACAUGUUCCUGAUCGGGGUACAUUACACCUGGGCAACCUUGCUGAUGAAUCAGGGUGAUAAGCUGGGAGCACUGGGCAAAUUCCAGAUUGCCCGUACGUUGGCCGAAAAGUCGACACCCCAUCAUCUUAGUGUGUCUGCUAUUCACUACAAAAUUGCUGUUCUGGAGCUGCAGAUGGGACUUCUCACUGAAGCAAAGGCAAAUCUCAAGAGUGCAAUGGCACUUGCUCAAUACCACAAGAGAGAAGCGUUCAUCGCCCGUAUCGGAAGACAACAGGCCAUUGCAAUCGAAAAGGACCCCAAUUCGACCGAAGAUGAGAUCGAGACUGCCAGAGAAUUGAGGCGAGUGUCUGAGGAGACCAAGAGAUGGCUUUGGAAAGACAUUGGGAGGCACAUCAGUGUCCGUCCAGAAACGGAGGACGAAGAGUACAGUUGGUUGGUAGCGGCAUGGUACCGUUAA